Messenger RNA from Diaporthe batatas, 1050 nucleotides. RefSeq lists its product as uncharacterized. NCBI's taxonomy places the organism in Eukaryota, Fungi, Ascomycota, Sordariomycetes, Diaporthales, Diaporthaceae. The transcript is spliced from 2 exons. The record is from RefSeq and is a predicted model, not a curated record. The coding region runs from base 91 to 1050 and encodes 319 amino acids.
CUCUCUUCCAGUAUCUACCAGUUCGCACAUGUCAACCGCCUUCGUUCUAAGAGGCUUAUUAGCAGACAGCGGAGACGAUCAACACCCGACAUGGGCGACGUGGCAUCAACAAGAAGUGAAGCGAAUGCUCAACUUCGGCGGCUUCUGGAAGACAGAGGAUUCGGAGAGAACGGCAAUGUGCUGCCAGUGCUGGUAUCCAGUCUUAACAAUUCUCUUAAUACCUUGUCCACACAGCUUUACUCGAAACCGACGCACUUCCUCCUCGAGUUGAUCCAGAACGCCGACGACAAUGUCUUUCAUCGUGGAGUCAUACCGAGGCUACAUCUGUCGCUAUACCAGAAGGACGGGAAGGCGAUUUUUCGGUCGGAUUGCAACGAAAUCGGUUUCACCUUUCAGCAGCUAGAUGCCCUCACACGAAUCGGAGGGAGCACCAAAAAAGCCGCUGAUGGGUAUAAGGGGUACAUCGGAGAGAAGGGAAUCGGCUUCAAGUCUGUCUUCAAAGUGGCUGACCUGGUACGCGUUGCAAGUGGCUGCUACGAAUUCAAAUUCGACGCGCGUAAGACUAUAGGGAUGAUGCUGCCGAGACCUUCCAAAUUUCCCGAAGGUGACCGCUUGAAGAACAAUACCCAAUUCUUGCUUGAAUUGAAGCGCAAAGAAGACUACACGUACAUCAAAGACGAUCUCAGGAACAUCAAACCAGAGAUCUUUCUCUUCCUGCAGAACUUGGAGCAACUGGACAUCACCAUCGAUGACAAACGCAAAAUCUACAAGCAUCAAAGCAACGCAUGUGGUUCGAAGCUCGGCGGAGAAACAGCAAUAAUCUCAGAGACUACAGACAAGCGGACUGAGACGACGAAAUAUUUGAUUGAACGACAAACUGUGGAGGAUUUGCCCUCGGAUCCCCGCAGAGAUACAGUCGCUGCCUCUGAGGUCGUUGUCGCAUUCCCCAUCAAAGACCAGAGCACGCCAAUCGUCGAAUCCCAACAGAUUUUUGCUUUUCUGCCCGUUCAAAACCAUGGCUUCAAGGUAAUUCUGACCCCUCUCAUGUAG